GGAGCGGCCUGCAGCAUGUCUGGAUCUAUACCGUUCUACCAGAAGGACCACCGCCACUACGACCGUGGCUACCGUAGCAAGCAGACGGAGUCUAAAAUGAGCCAGUACCAGUCCAGCAGCAGAUACGUUGCUGGCAGCAGCGCCUCCGCCGCCAUCAGGAGCGCCUCCGCCGCCAGCAGGAGCGCCUCCGCCGCCAGCAGGAGCGCAGGACUUAGAGUGUCUUCAUACUCUGGGCUGGAAGACAGCAGACUGAGCCCUCUACCCAAGAGAGCCAAGCCAACUUACUUGGCUGUGGAUAAAGAGAACCAAGUCAUCGGUUAUGUAGUGCCGAUCUUCAGGGGCAGUAAAGAGUUUGCUACAGGAUUUUCGGAUACAGAGGAAGCAAGAGUGAGGGACACUGCUGCAUACAUGGCCCGCAGGGAUUUGUUCACCAGUGGCGUGGAGAUGGAGAGAUCAGAGCAGAUAUCCAGGAAGGAGACCAUGCGCGAAUCAGCUGAACGCAUCUCUCUGAACAAAAGGAUCCAUGAACACGGGGAACACUUCAAGCGCAUGAACGAAGACAGCCUGAUGCACGCCCCAGAGUUUGUGAUUAAACCUCGCUCCCACACAGUGUGGGAGAAUCAGUGUGUGCGGCUGCAUUGCACUGUCAGUGGCUGGCCCGACCCACGGGUCGUCUGGUACAAAAACAAUGUGGCACUUGACCCCCUUGGCAACCCUGGCAAGUAUAAACUUGAGAGCAGAUACAGCGUGCACUCACUGGAGAUUAACAGAUGUGAUUUUGAUGACACAGCGCAGUAUCGCGUCUCCGCCAUGAACUCCAAGGGAGAGCUGUCUGCAUUUGCCUCUGUCGUUGUUAAGAGAUUCAAGGGUGAAAUUGAUGAGUCCCUGCCAGCACCCAGACAUGGCCCAGUGUCUGAGUAUGGCAUCACCUUCCAGACUCACAUUGUUGAUAAGUUUGGUGUAUCCUUUGGAAGAGAGGGGGAGACCAUGAGUCUGGGGUGUACGGUCAUCAUCUACCCUUCCCUGCACCGCUACCAGCCAGAGAUCGAGUGGUACAGAGAUGAUGUUCUCCUGUCUCCAUCUAAAUGGAACCACAUGCACUGGAGUGGAGACCGAGCCACGCUGACACUCACACACCUCAACAAGGAGGAUGAGGGUCUCUACACCCUGCGUGUCACCACCAAGUCUGGAUACGAAACCUACUCGGCCUACGUCUUUGUCAGAGAUUCUGAUGCUGAGAUUGAAGGAGCCCCAGGUGCCCCUCUGGAUGUUCGCUGUCUGGAUGCCAACAAAGACUACAUUAUUGUCACUUGGAAGCAGCCAGCUGUCGAUGGUGGCAACUCCAUCCUGGGCUACUUUGUGGACAGGUGUGAGGUUGGAACCACCCACUGGAUCCAGUGCAACGACACUCCGGUUAAGUUUGCCCGUUUCCCUGUGACCGGCUUGGUGGAGGGCCGUUCGUAUACUUUCCGUGUGCGUGCUGUCAACAAGAGUGGCAUGAGUCACCCGUCCAGAGUGUCUGAACCGGUGGCUGCCAUGGACCCAGCUGACCGCGCACGCAUGAGAGGUACUUCCGCCCCCUGGACCGGUCAGAUCAUUGUCACAGAGGAGGAGCCUGCAGAGGGCGUCGUUCCCGGCAGACCUCGUGAACUAGAGGUGACAGAGGCAACCAAGAACUAUGUGGUGCUGAGCUGGAAGCCGCCUGGAGAGAAAGGCCUGGAGGGUGUCAUGUACUAUGUGGAAAAGUGCGUCGCCGGCACAGACAGCUGGCAGAGGGUGAACACAGAGAUCCCAGUCAGGUCCCCUCGCUUUGCGUUGUUUGAUCUCGCCGAGGGGAAGUCAUACAGCUUCCGUGUCCGCUGCUGCAACUCUGCCGGUGUCGGUGAACCUUCUGACCCGACUGAGGCCACCACAGUUGGCGACAAGCUUGAUAUCCCAUCUGCCCCAGGCAAAGUUAUUCCCACUAGAAACACAGACACAUCAGUCGUUGUGUCCUGGGAAGCGUCCCGUGAAGCCAAAGAGUUGAUUGGAUACUACAUUGAGGCGAGCAUUGUGGGCAGCAACGUGUGGGAGCCAUGCAACAACAAGCCCGUAAAAGCUACCAGGUUCAUCUGCCACGGUCUGAUGACAGGAGAGCAGUACGUGUUGAGGGUGAGGGCGGUGAACGCUGCAGGGCUCAGCCAGUUCUCCCAGGAGUCUGAGCCUGUGAAGGUGAAGGCUGCUAUUGCCUCCCCUGCUCCACCCUAUGGCAUCAGUGUCCUGGAGUGUGUGCGUGACUCCAUGGUGCUGGGCUGGAAACAGCCGACUUUCAUCGGCGGCGCUGACAUCACCGGCUACUUUGUGGAUUACCGUGAGGUCAUCGAUGGCGUGCACGGGAAGUGGCACGAGGCCAACAUCAAGUCAGUCAGCGAGAGGGCAUACAGGGUGUGUGACCUGAAGGAGAACAGGAAGUACCAGUUCCAGGUGAGAGCAGCCAACAUGGCGGGUGUUGGCAUCCCAUCACUGCCCAGUGACACCUUCCUGUGUGAGGAGUGGACCAUCGCUGUGCCAGGACCUCCUCAUGACCUGCAGAUAAGAGAGGUGAGAAGCGACUCUCUGGUGUUGAUAUGGAAACCACCUGUGUACCAGGGCCGUGACCCGGUCAACGGGUUCUACGUUGACAUCAAGGAAGCGGACGCACCAGAGGAGGCGUGGAGAGGAGUCAACACCAAGGCUACGGAGAAGACAUACUUUAAGAUUAAGAAUCUGAAGGAAGCAGAGACGUAUGUGUUCCGUGUUCGUGCGCAGAAUAAAGCCGGCGUUGGAAAAACCUCAGAUGUGACAGAACCAGUUCUAGCUGUGACCAAACCAGGCACCAAUGAGAUCGUUGUGGAUGUUGAUGAUGACGGUAUUAUCUCCCUGAACUUUGACUGCUGCGACCUGACCCCUGACUCCAAAUUUGUGUGGUCCAAGAAUUACGAGGAGAUCACAGACACCUCCCGCUUGACUGUAGAGACCAAGGGAAACAAGUCCAAAGCUUUUUUCAACGCUCCUGGGGACGAGGACAUUGGUAUUUACUCCUGUCUCGUCACCCACACUGAUGGUGCUUCAUCCAGCUACAACCUCUCUGAGGAAGAGCUGAAGAGGCUGCUGGAGAUCAGCCAUGACCACAAAUUCCCCAUUAUUCCCCUGAAGUCAGAGUUGGCCGUGGAGCUGCUGGAGAAAGGCAAAGUUCGCUUUUGGCUGCAGGCGGAGAAGAUAUCAGCUAAUGGCAAAAUCGAUUACGUGUUCAAUGAUAACCUUCUCUCUCAGGGGGAGAAAUAUAAGAUGAACUUUGACAAGAACACCGGCGUGAUUGAGAUGACCAUGGAGUCUCUGACUCCGGCAGAUGAGGGCACCUUCACCUUCCAGAUGCAGGAUGGGAAAGCAACCAACCAGUCCAGCUUGGUACUGAUAGGAGACGUGUUCAAGGAGCUGCAGAAGGAAUCCGAGUUCCAGAGGAAAGAAUGGUUCAGAAAGCAAGGUCCUCACUUUAUCGAGUAUUUGAGUUAUGAGGUGACACCAGAGUGCUGCGUUGUGCUGAAAUGCAAGGUGGGCAACAUGAAGAAGGAGACCUCGGCGCUGUGGUACAAAGACGGACGUGAGAUCAAAGCAGACGAACAUCUGGGCUUCACCGAGGGAGUGCUGAAACUGGAGAUAGCUCAGCGCGACUUCCCCGCAGACACAGCAGCCUGUGACCGCAACCUACUCUGGAGAAGACUAAAAAUUUCCAAGAAGGAUGCCGGUGUGUAUGAGGUGGUUCUGAAGGAUGACAGAGGAAAGGACACUUCCACACUGAAUUUGACAGACCAAGGUUUCAAGGACUUGAUGAAUGAAGUUUUCAGUUAUAUCGCCAAUUCCUCCACUCCGCUGAAGAUCACAAGCACAGAUGAGGGAAUCCGAAUCUACACCUUUGUCAGCUACUAUAACGAUUUACUCCAAGUGACAUGGCACUACAAGGAAUCAGCCAUCGCCUUCUCUGACCGUAUAAAGAGUGGCGUGGUGGGAGAGCAGCUGUGGCUGCAGAUCACAGAGCCCACAGAGAAAGACAUGGGCAAAUACGCCAUCGAGUUCCAUGACGGAAAGGACGGCCUGAAGAGAACUGUUGAGCUGUCUGGUAAAGCGUUUGACGAUGCUUUUGCAGAAUUCCAGAGACUCAAAGCUGCUGCUAUUGCAGAGAGAAACCGUGCUCGAGUAGCAGGAGGCCUGCCUGAUGUGGUCACCAUCCAGGAGGGCAAGGCCCUCAAUCUCACCUGCAACAUUUCGGGCGACCCCGUGCCGGAGGUCACCUGGCUGAAGAACGACAGGGAGAUCACGUCCGACGACCACUGCAUCCUGAAGUUUGCGUCAGGCAAGUUCGCCAGCUUCACCAUCACCGGCGUGAACACGUCGGACUCUGGCAAAUACAGCAUCCUGGUGAAGAACAAGUACGGCACAGAGAGCGGGGACUUCACCGUAAGUGUCUUCAUCCCCGAUGAGGCGGGCGGCAAGAAAAAAUAAAAGCGGUCCAAAUCUUGUCGUAAAUAUGUAUAAAAGAAAAACACUGGAAACAGUUUAAGGAGAAAAAAAAGGCUUGAGGAUGUUUUAGAUGUUUGUGUAGAAUAUAAAAUUCCCUCUAGUGGUGUUAAACAAUAAAACCCAAAAUGUCCAAUAGUUCAGAGAGAAAUCUAAAUAUUUGGUCCAAAACUAACAAAUCUGACUGAACAUAAAAAGGUAUUUGUGACAUUCUACCCACCCAAAAUAUUACCAAAACAUUACUGGUGCAAUUUUAGUUUGUGUCUGUGUAAAGUUGUGGCAUGCAGAGAGGAACAUGUUGGUAUCAGUUUGACUCUCUUUGCUUUAGACGAAUAAAUGAAACAUAAAAGGAAGCCAAAGAUAAUAGUUUAAGACACGUUGUGUUGAUAGGAUGCAGCAGAAAGAAGAGAAAUCAUGAUGUUAGUGUGAAAUGUCUAUUAAAAAGCCAUAUGGAUGUUUGGUUUUUUUUUUACAUGUUUUAACCCAUUUGCCACAAAUGAUGUGGACUUCACUGCUAAUUGUUUUUUAAGGCACACCAAAACUUUAAAGCAAUUAUCUUUAAUUCAUGUCAUCGAAAUAUCAACAACAUCUUGCUUGAACAGCAGUAGGUCAUACUGAGCAAGGAUUAGCUUUUUGGAUGAGGACUAGCCAAUGUACUUGGUAACCAUAAAGCUAGCUCUUUCCAAAAUCCAACAGAGAGCAGGAAAGAACUGCUAACGUUCCCCAAAACUUUAAAAGCAUCUAGGACCUUUGUUCAGUAGGUAGAUACAACAUAGUGGAUAUGUUGUAUCUAACUACUGAACAAACUUUUUAAUAAUACCCUGUGCUCUUUAGCUAUUAGCUAUUAGCCUAUUGCUGGGUUAUAUAGGUAGUUAGCUAGUUAGCUGUACAUGCUAACAACUGUAUCUUACAUUAGAGCAGACAAAUGCACAGUUUCAUCCUCUUGCGUUUUUGGUUUUGGAAAAUAAAACAGCAUAAGUUCACAAAACGUGUUGCAAAUGGACUAAAACAUGGUCCUUUGAUGAAAUGUGCCAUGUCAUUAGCUGUUACAUUCAGUCCUGUUUUAGUUUUUGUUCCAUUUUAUUCACAAUCACUAUGAAUGUUGUGAUCAUGACAUCACUUCCACUGUAUCCCUGUCCGUAGUGAACACUGUAUGUCAGCACACUGUCUACUCAUUAUUCUUGAUGUUAUUUACCACUAUUAUGACUCCCCCUUCACUGUCCAUCACCAAUGGUUAUGGUGUCUCCUUAAUUCAUAAUGAUGAUAAUGAAACCACUGUAAUGAAGACUGAGAUCACUGUUAAUACCAAACAUUAGUGAUUAUUGUUUCACUUUCUAUUCCCCUGUUUCUUGAUGAGACUAAUAAAAAUGAGCAUGUACUUCCCCA
Messenger RNA from Seriola aureovittata, 5919 nucleotides. RefSeq names its product myomesin 1b (gene myom1b). The record is from RefSeq and is a predicted model, not a curated record. Gene Ontology annotation, molecular function: protein binding. The transcript has 37 exons. Bases 16 to 4518 code for a protein of 1500 amino acids. NCBI's taxonomy places the organism in Eukaryota, Metazoa, Chordata, Actinopteri, Carangiformes, Carangidae.